AAACCUAGCACAUCACAAGGUUACUCAAUCAUGUCGUGGGCGUCUGUGCCUCUCUCUGACCACUUCCUGUGACGGCAGUGCUGGUUACCACUAUCUACUACGCUUAAAACAUCCAACAAUCGGAUCACUGAUAGUGGGGUAGGAAGGACUCAUUUGAAUUCCAUCUGAUAAUGGCCACUGACACUGAAGGAGUUUUAAAUCUGAAAUAUCUGAGAUCUGCCCAGGGCAUACUGAAGAUCACUGAGCUGGUGUUUCUCCUGGCUGCCUUUCUCGUCGUCCGCACCUCCUGGUUCACUGCAGUGCUGGACACCUACAUCUUCUUCCAGGUCAUCACCAUCGGAGUCUUCUCUGCCAUCUUCCUCUUCCUCAUCCUCACUGCCCUGGGGCUGCCAAGCAGACUCCCCUGCAUCAGUUGGAGUGUCACGGAGUUUGUUUUAGAUACAGUGGCACUACUAUGUGUCUUUCCUGUGUCCUGUGCAGCUGCAGUGAAGAGUCAUGACGUGAAUAUCCUCGUGGCCGCCUCAAUGCUGGGUCUGACAGUGUGUUUUCUGUUCGCUGCUAGCAUAGCCCUCUCCUUCCAGCCCCUACACUCAAAGCUGUCCCCCCACAUCAGUGCUGAAGUCUGAUCUGGUCAGCCUCACGUCCACGUCCCAAGUUCACUCACAGCUUCCAGAAUGACUCGGAAACAGAACUGAGUAGGUGGGUUUACAUGGACAGUCAUUCCGAUUAGACUAUUCUGAAUGAAAAUCUUGUGUCAUCUGUUUACAUGGCGUACGUUCUAUUCUGAUCAGGUGCUCUUUACAUAAUUUGAUGGGAAUAGCCAUUGCCGCUUUGCUUUUGCUUGAUAAGCUACAGCGGGCAAUCCGACUGACCCUAUAUAUGGUAGAUAAAUCGGAAUAAGAACGGAAUACACCACCUCUUUCAUUCCAAUUAAAAUUCUAAUCGGAUCGGCGGUUUUAUUCCAAUCAAGGUGCUAUGUGUUAUUUCUAUUCCGAUUCCAAUUGGAAUAAACGUGUCCAGGUAAACCCACCUACUAACAGGGAGCAUCAGCUGCUUAAUGAUGCCAUCCAACCAGGCUCUCCUACUGGGGUGUAUGUCAAGUGUGAGGUGAAGUGCCAAAUCUUAGGAAGUUAACCCAAAGAAAACUGUGCUAAAGCUCCCAAUAGAUAUAUAUAGGGCUUAUAAGCCCUAACACCUCAUUCUCCUGACUAAACAAAGUAAGUAAAAUGUAUUCUAAAUCAGAUUCAUACACAGCUUAUUCUGGCCAAAGUGCUGUGUAUGAAUGUGAAACAAAGUGCAAAUGCAAGUGCUGCAGUACACUUACAUCUCACAUCAAUAAGGAACAGCAAGGGACACAGUAUUACAGACAUAGCAAGUUGGCCAUUAGAGGGCUGAGAAGGCCAGAGAAUACAGGUGAGUUUUGAGGCCAGGUGAAGGCUCUGUCACCUAUUUGCCUGAGCUGAGAGUGAGGGAUAUGAAGGAGACCUUUACUUGACAUUACAUUACAUUUGGCUGAUGAUUUUUAACCAAAGUGACUCUCAACAUGGUAAACAAUUUAAACAUACAGUACAAUAAGAACAAGCUAGUGUAUCAGUGAGUGCUAUUUUCAUUGUCAAGUGUCAGUUCUAGUCAGGUGAUAAGUGCUGGAGUUAGCAAGGCUAGUUGCAAGUAGUGCUACGAGAGAUGUUCUCUGAAGAGCUGGGUCUUCAGGAGUUUUUUGAAGAUGGAGAGGGAUGUCCCUGCUCUAGUAGGAACUGGUAGUAUGUUCCACCAAUGAGGAACAACAGAUGAGAAAAGUUUGGAUUGGGCUUAAAAAAUAAAUAAAUAACAGCUACAGGGGCCAUCUUUUAGGUUCAACCUCCUCUGGGUUUGUCACAAAAACUCCAUGCUUGAAAUACAUCCCAGGUCUUCUACAAGAGUGGCUGAUGAUCUGCUGAUUUAAAAUCUGCAGUUGUUUAAAGGAACACGUCAACUUUUAGGGAAAUUAGAUUAUUAACUAAAAGGGAGCUCUAGGCUUAGUGGCUUACUGGUGCACCCCACCUCCAGUGGUCAGACUGGGUUAUUGCACGCACAGAGAGGACAAGAGGAUGGAUCCUCCCAUCUAACACUGGGGUAGAUGGGGAAAAAGCUAAUUCACCAAAAAGUUGGGGUGUUCCUUAAACUGUGUUGUGGAACUGAUGCUGAUACUGAUGCAUUUAUUAAGCACUGAGUGUGCAGUACAUAUGCCUUACAUUGGCUCACUUAAAUGAAACAGUCUAGGACAUAGAAAGCAUUAGUCUUCAAUGCCAUGAACAAUUCAACAAUCAUAAUGUAUCAUUGUUCUUAUUCAUUAUUAGUUAAGACUGAUUAAUAGAUAGAUAGCCCUUCAUUCUAUUGUUUUCGGGAUCUUCAGAGUUUGUAAAUGUUUAUGUUUUUGUUCUGUUCAAAUUCUAUUUAGUCUAUAUUGUAUUUUUAUUAAGGCAAUAUCACUUUAAAUUGUUACUGGUAAUUCGAAUGUUAAUUUAAAGCUUAUUGAUGUCAAAGGCGUCUGCCAAGAACUGUAAAAAUAAACAGUAACAUUCAUGACUUUAUAUUCAGUAAUAAACACCUGUUAGUUAUGGGUUUAUUGAUGUGGAUACAAACUUAGAGUACAUUUUGUGUGUUUAAGUAUUUUACGGAGUAUUAGUGGGUACAAACAAAUCUAUCAAAGUCUUUGUUUCUUGAUUAGAGCAUGUGUCACUUAAAAUACCGCUGGCCUAUACUGUAGACAGAGCAGAACAAAACAGACAAAACAACUCU
Alosa sapidissima (American shad) is the source of this 2778-nucleotide messenger RNA. RefSeq names its product CKLF-like MARVEL transmembrane domain-containing protein 7. The coding region runs from base 171 to 626 and encodes 151 amino acids. Gene Ontology annotation, cellular component: membrane. The transcript has 5 exons. Lineage: Eukaryota; Metazoa; Chordata; Actinopteri; Clupeiformes; Clupeidae. The record is from RefSeq and is a predicted model, not a curated record.